This is a messenger RNA of Patiria miniata (bat star), 1555 nucleotides long. RefSeq lists its product as uncharacterized. The record is from RefSeq and is a predicted model, not a curated record. Bases 23 to 751 code for a protein of 242 amino acids. The transcript is spliced from 6 exons. Lineage: Eukaryota; Metazoa; Echinodermata; Asteroidea; Valvatida; Asterinidae.
AGCAGUAGGCCUAAACAUCAUCAUGAGCACAACAAAGUUCUUCACAUCUGGCAGUCCCACUGCCUGGGAGAAGACGCUCAGUCUCUAUGGCAACGUGAUGGAGCUCAAAGGUGCUGCCAUCAAGAAGCCGGGAGGAAAGAAAGAACUUCUGGAUCUGGAUAAAUGGUACCAGGAGGACCUGCCCAAGCUCAUUCAGGAGCGAGAUUCCAAGUACAUCACUCAUGAAGAGAUCACCAAACUCAUGAAAUGGAAACUCACUAGAGGCAAAUUCCGGCCCAGACUCUAUGACAUGGUGCAAGGCAACAAGCCUGAGCUGGUUGAGUCAGCGAGUAAGAAGGCCUUCAAGAGCCUGCCAAACCUGGCUAAGGCCAUCAAGGAAUUGACAGUCCUGAGCGCUGUGGGGCCAGCCACUGCUUCUGCUGUCUUGGCAGCAGGAGCUCCCCAGCAUGCACCCUUCAUGGCCGAUGAGAGCAUGCUGCCCAUACCAGGCCUGGCUCCACUCAAGUACACACCCCAGCAGUAUUCUCAAUACUCGGCCGAGGUCAGCGCAUGCGUCAAGAGGCUCAACAAGGAGGAUGCAACCAAGCAGUGGACACCGCACAAAGUGGAGCUGGCUCUAUGGACCCACUACAUGGCCAACAAACUCCAGCCUAGUCUCCUAGAGCAGCUAGAAGCUGGCGAGAAAAGAAAGUCUUCUGAAAAUGGCGGCAAAGAUGACACAAAGCGGGCCAGGAAAGGCGAUGCCAAGUGACAUCUUAUCAGUUUAACACAUCUCCAACUUUUGCUUUUUCUUUAACAAAAGCCGUGUUAUCGUUGGCUCGUUUGGAACAUGUCAUGUGAUUGGCUAGCUUUUGAAAGUUGCUACCUCUUCGAGAUUUAUAUACAUUGUAUACGUAAUUUAUAAUUUCGUUAAUCUCUCUGUACUUUUGUAAACUACCUAGAUCAUGAAGAGUUAUAUUUUUGUAAUUAUAAGGGCAUGUGAAUUACAGUACAAGUUUUUUUUUACAUUUGUUAGCAAAAACUGUUGCACAUUUUGCCAUUCUCAAUAGUUGGUUAGGCAAAAAUUCAGAAACAAAUUUCUAGGCCGAGAAGACCCUCCUGAAAUAAUGCGAGUGAAAAGGUUUUUUUUCUUUCACUGGAAAAUCUGUUAAAGUAAAGCUAUGCAAAUUUUGUUCCUUGCAUUCGUAUUUGUUUUAGUGACGGUUGAUAAGACUGGAUCAAUGCGUUUUCAUAGUUGCCUUUUUAACAGUUUAUCAGUAAAUUUAUAUUCAUCUUUGUGACUAACGCAGAAUUAAUGUUCCAAAACAUGUUUUGAUGAGAAAAACGACCUUUUUUUAUGAAAAGUACCAAUUUGUACAAGAUGGCAGAUCAUGUUGAAAAGUUAAGUUUUGCACAAGUUUUGUUUUUAAAGUUGAUGACAGCUGAACGCAACUGUAUUUAUGUAAAGUACAUGUAUGCUGUUAAAAAUGUUGUAUUCAGAUAUUUAAGUUGUUGAAAAGUCAUUUUUUUUUAAAUUCAAAAAAGAGAAAUAAAACCAAGACAUUGGCAUUCGAUU